Opisthorchis viverrini is the source of this 2704-nucleotide messenger RNA. RefSeq lists its product as hypothetical. The record is from RefSeq and is a predicted model, not a curated record. Bases 1 to 2373 code for a protein of 790 amino acids. The transcript has 18 exons. Gene Ontology annotation, biological process: establishment of epithelial cell polarity; cilium assembly. NCBI's taxonomy places the organism in Eukaryota, Metazoa, Platyhelminthes, Trematoda, Opisthorchiida, Opisthorchiidae. Gene Ontology annotation, cellular component: ciliary transition fiber; centriole; ciliary basal body.
AUGGGAGACGAAUUCGAAGAAACAACACGUUCUAGCAAGCUUGACAAAAAUGCUGGGGGAAAAUCUAUUGCUGAAAAGAGUACGAGCGGAUCGAAGGUGUCAACUGGACAAAAAGAUGACUCUGGAGCCACCAAGUUCCAGAAGAACAGAAUGAACGCUCGGAAGAAUGUUUUGGAUUUACUUAUGGAACCCUACGGUAAUUUUUCACAGUUCCACGGUUUAUUACCACCCGGUUACUCAUAUCCUACAGAAAAUCCCACCUCAAACUCAGGAAAACAAUUAACCCCGACUACAACUUUUUCCUUAGAAGAGGAUGAGAAGCGUCAUGCAGCUCAAACAAAACGCAGUGUCCGGUUCUCGGACAUUGUUGACCUCGAUGACAGCAAGACUGAGCUUCAAAUGUUUUCGGAUCCAUCUGACGCCCAACCGGAGAAACAGAAGAUUUCAGGACUUGCAACCAAAAGCGACCGUCCUUAUACCGCCCCUGGCUCAAGAAAUGAGGAGACCUUUGAGACAGACAAAUCUUUGUUUGAGGAUCUCUUUGGUGGCAAAGCACAACUGACAGAUAACUUCAGCACACUGGAGACGAAAAACCAAACUUUGCGCACAAACCUUCGUCGCCCGUCUUCCUUGGAUUCCAUUGGCAAACGAUCACUUGCAGAUGAGGGUGAAUUACUACAAGACAAUUUUUGGGAAAAGCGAGCGCUCAGUAAGAUCCAUACAGUGAAUCCUAGAGAAUCGGAUUCCUCGUUAAAACUCACAGCACUGAAGAAUAAAAUCAAGCGACUGGAAAUGGAGUUAUCAAAUUCAGCGACCAUGCUGCAGUUGCUGAACAAACAACAUCAAGAAGAAGUUGCGCUGGUUGAACAAGCUGCAAAAUCAAAAUUGGAUUUACUGGAGGAAAGCGCAAAGCGGCGGGAACAUCGGUUGAAAGAGGAGCUCAGAUUCCUGGAGGAACAGAAUCGAGAGCGGAUGAUUACUCUGGAAUCUCAACGAGAUCAGCUGAUCGCCGAGCUUUCCACAAAACUCAAAGACACGCGUGCACAAGCCACUCAAGAAGCAGCUCAACUCAAAACUUUACACGAACAAGAGCUUAAAACACUCAAAGUCAGUCACGAGGAGGCCAUCGCUCGAAUCCAGAAUGCGCGCCAAAACGAAUUCAAUGUCAUGAAUGAACUGCAGCCAAAUACAGAAAACCUGAAGCACUUGUUGGAGCAGCUAAUCACAACCAUCGCUGAGAUCGGCAAAGGGGAACAAGAGCGAACACGAGAUCUUUCUGCGCGGCAAGAGCAACUGACGAGACGAGAAGAAGCAUUGCGAAAGUUGGAGUCUCGCUUGGGCCAACGUGAGGAGGAGCUGGAGCGUGAACGAAAACAAAUAACUGAAGUGAUGGGAAAACUGGAAUUUCAACUCAAAGAAAACAUCAAGCAAAUGACGGAAGAUCGAUGGGCAAUCAAACAAGAACAUAACCGACUGGCAAAGUUGCAAAUCAUGCUUGAAGAGGAACGCCGAGGACUAGUGGAGCAGGCUGGUCGGGAACGAGCAGAAUUACAGCAGGCAAUUUUCUCGGUGAAUAUCUCACACGAGAAGAACGCGGAGGAACGACGUCAAAUUACUGAAGAAAACCAGAGACUACGGGCAGAUCAGCUCGCUUGGGAAGAACGGCAUCGUGUGGAAGAAACUCGCCUCCGUGCGGAGAAAGAAUCAAUAGAUGCUGCAAAGCAGAAACUGGGAGCAGAACGAAGGCAUUUGGAUGAACAAGUGAACAAACUGCGGAUAGAUGAGGUGAAGCUUGAGGAAACUCGGCGACAGCUGGACAUUGUGCGAUGUGAUCUGGUUCGAGAACAAGAGGAGCUGAAUGAGCGCAACCGUUAUUUAACGGAACAAGCAACGGAAUUAGCUCGUCGAUCUGAUACGGUCAGCAAUUCCGAGAAGGAGCUGACCGAAGCUCAGUUGCGGUUAGAGAGACUAAAACAGGAACAGAACAAAGGAUUGGCAGAAUUACAAGCACGCGAAGAACGUCUGCAUGAAUCUGAACGCAAAAUGAAUAUGGAACGCAAAGAAGUUGUGCGACAACACGCAGAACUCGUUCAACUCCGUCAACAGGCAACCGGAAGGCUUCCUAGCGUUUGUGCCAACUGUCGUGUUCCAGUUCGGGAACACAAUGCCUCCACACAGAAAACAACUUUCGGAAGACGUGAUGUUCGGGAGGACAUUACCCGCACCGAACAACUGAAUACAUCAUUGCUUGGAGAUCCGGCGCUACUCGCACAAUUUCGCGCUUCUCAAAAAGAAGAUGCACAGUUCUUGGAAGCAGAGCAACGAUAUCUACGAAAAAUCAGGCGAGCAACAGCCGAUUUGUCCACACAGUGAAGUGCCAGAAGGUUGUACGAGUUGAAAGUCUGCUUCCAAAAUUCCUAUCCGGUUUGACUUGAAGUCGCUUCUUUUGAAACUAUGAUUUGACUUUUCCAGGCGACUUUACUGAUUGUACUUCCGCACUUGUAUAGAUUUUUUCAGCUGACCCUCUUGUCCGCGAGUGGAAUGUAACCAGUAACUUGUGUCACAGCCUGCAGUUCGAAGUCUUAUAGUGUGGUGUGGUAGGGGUGAUCGGAAUUCGCCGAUUUAGAGACAGACCCCUAGGGAUAAUAAACCGACGUACUUCCAGUAAUGGAGCGUCAGCUAUUUUUGAAUAACUUGUUUCCUC